This is a messenger RNA of Colletotrichum lupini, 1299 nucleotides long. RefSeq lists its product as uncharacterized. Bases 1 to 1299 code for a protein of 432 amino acids. NCBI's taxonomy places the organism in Eukaryota, Fungi, Ascomycota, Sordariomycetes, Glomerellales, Glomerellaceae. The transcript has 9 exons. The record is from RefSeq and is a predicted model, not a curated record.
AUGCGUACUGACAUCAACUCUGUCCCGCCCAAUUCUCUCUACUCGAUCUCGGCCGGUCUAGCGUUCAAAGCUGCCCACUCCACCCUUUCGUAUAUUGAGGAGAACGCGUCCUCGUUGGCCGACUUCAACCCAGGCAUCGUGGCACCCCAACGGUCCAAGGCUCGCCUCCUACAGGAAGUUAACGUUCAUUCCCGCUUGGCACAGGUAAUAUGGCGCGAUGCCCACAAAGCCAAAGGAGCCGGAGAGCGUCUACUCCGCAGGAGGCCCCCUUCGCACCUUGUGCCUAGGCAUUUUGGCCCCCCAUCUCUUAUCCGUAUGGAAGACGCCGCAUAUGCGCUCCGUGGCUGCCGUACCAGAGAUCACUUGGGUGAUCACCAACGCAUGGCCAUGGACAUCUCAUUACGCAUCCACACUCCGCUGGAACGCUUCAGGACAAAACUCGAGUCGUUAGCCCAAGAGGCAAAAUCACUCAGCACGAGAUACUCGUUGGCGAUGAUCAAGCACACAAGAGGGGCGUGUACUCCGUACUCGAUACAUGAAGAUGGACACGCGAGAGAGCCGGACGGAGUUAUCCUUCCACCUUCCAACCUUCCACCCUCCCCCUAUCAGCCACUUUCUGUCAUCUGCAGGCCUGUGCGAUCGUGCUCGCAAAUCUUCGCUCGUCAAGAGGGUCCUUCGACCUCGUCUGGGUUUCGGCCCAUUGGCCUUUUCCAGUCACAAGUCUCACUGCCGGCCGCGGCAUUCGCAGGAUAUAGCCUCAUCCACUUUUACUUGCCUGCCUGUUUUGCCAAUAUGCCCUGCCUCCAACUGGCUCGGUCUUUCAGAGGAAGUGGAAGGGGGGUCUCGUUCAAGUUGAGGGUGGGGGCCAAGAAUUCCGAUGGCCUCCAUCCGUAUCCCGCAGUUGGCAACCAGAGGCAGUCUUGGGAAGAAAGCCUAGAUUGUCAAAAGGUCCCAUCCCAACGCCCUUACAUGUCCCCAAUUACCGCGGCCGCAGGCGCCACAAUCAAUGACUCCAUGCUUCGAACCUGGAGUCUAGAAGCCUUAGUUCAGCAGCCACACGGCAACAAGCCGAAGCGACGCGGCAGCAGCAAGUUAGCAACCCCAAAGAAGAACCCGGGCCAACGAGACUUUCGCAUCCCGUCAACGGCGGAUAGCGGGCGGACGGCGCGGGCUGAACGGUUCACGUUGUCGGUGGUGAAAUUCCAAGCCCAACGUCCUCUGCGCCUGCUGCUGUAUUGCUUUCCCAAUCCCGUGUGCUGUCUUUCAAACGUCUCCUCAUUCCUUCGAAGGGGAGGAUGA